AUGAAGGUGGAGGAGUCAAUGCUCUACCAAAAGACGAUAUUGGCGCCGAUGGUGCGCGUGUGCAGCCCUGGCUUUCGCGCCCUAUGCGGCGCGCACGGUGCCGAUAUCGUCUUCACUGAGGAGGUGGUGGCCGCCAAGCUUGCGAUGUGCCAGCGCGAGGUGGUGCACUACCCCACAGUAGACACGCCGAUGGCUGAAUACGUGUCCUACGACCCCUUCAAAAACACCUACAAGCGUACUGUUGUGCUGAGUACGCCUGUGCUUCCCGGCAUCACCGACGGCGGACGCAAGGCAGAGCGCAUCGCUGCCCCUCGCAUUGUGCUGCAGCUUGGCGUCGCAGACCCAGUCCGUGGUGCGGCUGCGGCGCUUGUGUGCAGCAAUGACAUAGACGGCAUCGACAUCAACAUGGGAUGCCCUAAAAAGUUCAGUGUGCACAACGGCUUCGGCGCCGCACUGAUGAAGCGGCCGGAGGUCGGCGGGGCAAUUGUGCGGGCCGUGCAUGACGCGGUGAACAGCGACUCGAAUGUAGAUGCACGGGGUGGUAAGCGCAUCGCCGUGAGCCUCAAGACACGUCUUAAGGACACUGCUGAAGCCACUGUGGGGAUGCUGCGAGCGAUGCUGACGGCGGCGCAGCACACGCCGGCGAACCCUGCCCUGCACGCCAUCACCAUUCACGCCCGCACGCCGGAACAACGGUCUGAGCAGGCUCCGCUGUACGACCGUGCGGCAGAGGUGGUACGCAUCUGCAGGGCCAACGCCGCCUUCGAAGGCAUCUGCUUGGUUCUGAACGGCUCCGUCUUGUCGCGUCAAGACGGGGAGGCAAAGUGCGCGCUGUACGGCUUCGACGCAGCCAUGAUUGCUCGCGCCGCCCUGGAGGACGCGCGUUGCUUUCACCGUAUAUGCAGCGAGCUUCCGGACUCCUCCGUUGCUCACGACGGCGAGGCGCAGUCGAGGGAGGACGCUGAGGAGUACGCGAUGGCCAUAAUGAAAGAGCUCUUUUUCUACUCGGUGCGCUACCGCACCCUCUUCAACAACUUUAAGUACCACCUCACGCGCGCGUUUCCGGUGGUGAAGGCCCUAAAGCCGUUCAUGGAGGAGGUGCAGCAUGAGCUGCGCAGCUACACCGACUGCUACGAGUUCUUCCGCUUGACUGUAGAAGAGACGGCGCUGGCAGACUCGUGUGCGCACACGAUGGAGCUGCUCGCGAAGAAGCCGGCGUCUACGCCAAAGCGCGCAGCGGCGACCGCGGCGGCGAGUGAGGAGGAUGGCGAGCAAGCGCACAAGCGUGCCCGUGUUGAGACGACAACGAAAGCAUCCAGUUAA
Leishmania mexicana MHOM/GT/2001/U1103 is the source of this 1323-nucleotide messenger RNA. Its product is annotated as dihydrouridine synthase domain protein-like protein. Gene Ontology annotation, biological process: tRNA dihydrouridine synthesis. Gene Ontology annotation, cellular component: cytoplasm. The record is from RefSeq and is a predicted model, not a curated record. Gene Ontology annotation, molecular function: tRNA dihydrouridine synthase activity; flavin adenine dinucleotide binding. The transcript has a single exon. Lineage: Eukaryota; Euglenozoa; Kinetoplastea; Trypanosomatida; Trypanosomatidae. The coding region runs from base 1 to 1323 and encodes 440 amino acids.